AUGCGGCUUGGGCUGUGUGUGGUGGCCCUGGUUCUGAGCUGGAUGCAUCUCACCGCCAGCAACCGGGGAAUCAAGGGAAAGAGGCAGAGGCGGAUCAGUCCUGAGGGGAACCAGGCCUGUGCCAAGGGUUGUGAGCUCUGUUCUGAGGUCAACGGCUGCCUCAAGUGCUCGCCCAAGCUGUUUAUCCUGCUGGAGAGGAAUGACAUCCGCCAGGUGGGCAUCUGCUUGCCAUCCUGCCCGCCUGGAUACUUUGAUGCCCGCAAUCCGGACCUGAACAAGUGCAUCAAGUGCAAGAUUGAGCACUGUGAAGCCUGCUUCAGCCACAACUUUUGCACCAAGUGUAAGGAGAGCUUGUACUUACACAAGGGUCGCUGCUACCCAGCCUGUCCCGAGGGCUCCGCAGCUGCCAACGGCACCAUGGAGUGCAGCAGUCCUGCACAAUGUGAAAUGAGUGAGUGGUCCCCAUGGGGACUGUGCUCCAAGAAGAAGAAGCUCUGUGGUUUCCGAAGGGGCUCUGAAGAGCGGACGAGGAGGGUGCUCCAUGCUCCUGCCGGUGACCAUGCCAUCUGCUCCGACACCAAGGAGACUCGCAGGUGCACAGUGCGGAGGAUACCGUGUCCUGAAGGGCAGAAGAGGAGGAAGGGAGGCCAGGGCCGGCGGGAGAACGCCAACAGGAACCUGAACAGGAAGGAGAGCAAGGAGGCUGGCGCUGGCUCCCGGAGACGCAAGGGGCAGCAACAGCAGCAGGAUCAAGGGACAGUGGGGCCAGUCACAUCUUCAGGGCCCACCUAG
Messenger RNA from Chrysochloris asiatica (Cape golden mole), 792 nucleotides. RefSeq names its product R-spondin 1 (gene RSPO1). Bases 1 to 792 code for a protein of 263 amino acids. The record is from RefSeq and is a predicted model, not a curated record. The transcript is spliced from 5 exons. NCBI's taxonomy places the organism in Eukaryota, Metazoa, Chordata, Mammalia, Afrosoricida, Chrysochloridae.